Molecule: messenger RNA, 4770 nt
Organism: Cercopithifilaria johnstoni
Lineage: Eukaryota; Metazoa; Nematoda; Chromadorea; Rhabditida; Onchocercidae
Source: the annotation of a GenBank genome assembly
AUGCCGGAAAUCUUAGACCGGAAAAGGCGAAGUAUUCUGGAACCUUACGCUAGUAGCACUCAUCGUUCUGCAAUCCCUUCACAAACUUUGAGAAAUCCUAUCUUGAGAACCGAAAUUCAGAAUCCUGCAGUUGCUGAAGCUGAUGCAUAUCGUCCUUGUGGUACUGCUACUAGUAUUGUUAACUCUGAUACUUCUACAAAUAUCCGAUUACCGUCAGCUGUAAAACCUCUGCGUCAGUAUCAGUUGAAGGAGAAUCCGUAUACUUCUAUAGAAUUCAAAUGCAGUAAUGCUAGUACUACUUCUUCAUCAUUACCACGAAUGUCGAAAACUAUACUACCAUCGUCCAAAGCUCUAUGCAAAACUUUAUCAGAUGAUUUCAGACAAAAUUCACAAAAUGUCUCUUCAGAUGACAUUAUUAAGUCCAAAUGCGAGUCUGAAAUUUCGAUGAAGAAAUUUUUACAUGAAAUUAAUUUGAAUUCACCUGUCAAUACGACGACAUGUAUAGCACGACCCAUUUAUUGUGACAGUGAAGUGCCUCGUGGUUAUUGGGAUACCAUAUCGCCAUUGCAAAAAACAACCACAGUUCAUCGAACUACAGAAAUAGAGAAAAGCUUGCCUUCAACAAACAAAUCAAAUGUAUCAUUAGCAUCAAGUAAUGCGAGGAAUUCAACGGUCGAUAUCAAAUGGGAAGUACCGAAAUGUAAUAUUAAGGGAGGAUCGAAGUGUGGUAUUAUCGGAAACCCAACGAAGUCAGUACUAAAAGUAAUUAGACCAAGACGCUUAACGGUAGCGUGCUCUACAAUGAAUGACUGGCCUAACACCACUGAAAAUACUACACUUGAAAGGAAUGCAACCAUUCAGAAAAAUAUCAUUGGAAGUGAUUCAUUGAAACGCAAAACCACAAAAGAAUCACCGAAGAAGCCAUGGUUUAGUUCAUCAGUAGAUGGACCACCGGUUGCAUCACAAAUUCGUGAAACUGCAAUCGAUGAUGAUUUACCAUGCAAACGAUUGGUUGCUCCACGCCUUUAUCCAACCAACGGAUCGUUAUCAGUCCCAGUUCAGAAACCUACCGUUGUGAAAUCCGAUAAUUCACAGAUCUUUCGAAUGGCCGCAGUUCCACCACCAAAGCCUACCAGAACUUAUGAGGAAGUACUUGUUGACUUAUUGCAGACAGAAAAAUCUGAACAAUGUUCAAAAUCAGAUAUUAAAUCUGUACGGAAAACUUACCCAAUUGUGGGUAGCUCAAGAAUGGUUGUACCGAAAGAUUAUAGUAGUAGCCGUGAUCGUAGUAGUGAUUCCGGAUUUGGAGCUGAUUUCCGUAAAAGUUCGAGCGAUACGAUAGAAAGUAGUCCAGAUGUACAAAUAUCGGGCAAAUGGCUUCAGGCCCUAGAUUUACCAUGUGAUUCAUAUUGUCUUGCUGAUGAAGAUUUGAUGCUAUCGGAGAAUUCUCUUAUAAGAAGGCGGAAUAGUUUGGUGAUACGAACGCAAACAGGCCUUAGAGUUAAAACAAUAAUUGAUAAAUUGUUGAAUUCGAACGGGCGUGAUCAACGAAGAGCUCUUUUCUCAUUGAAGCAAAUUUUUCAAGAUGAUAAGGAUUUGGUACAUGAAUUCGUACAAAACGGUGGCCUAGAAUGUAUGAUUAAGCUUGGAAGGCAAGCUGAUCAAAAUCAUCAAAAUUACAUUCUUAGAGCAUUGGGCCAAGUAAUGUUGUAUGUUGAUGGUAUGAAUGGUAUCAUUGCUCAUAUUGAGACAAUCCAAUGGCUUUACGAAUUGCUUGACUCACCGUAUCGAUUAGUGGUGAAAACAGCAUUGAAAUUAUUAUUGGUAUUUAUUGAAUAUACAGAUCACAAUGCAUUUCUACUAAUGACUGCUGUCACCAAUAUCGAUAAAGCUAAUAAUCGACCUGAUUGGUUCGCUUUGAUGAGGGUACUUAAUGAAAAGGAUACAAAUGAUGUUGAAAUGCUCACAUACGGUAUGACUGUUAUCAACAAAACACUGAAUGGUGUUGCUGAUCAGGAUACAUAUUAUGAUCUCGUUGAUUCUCUCGAAUCACAGGGUCUAGAAGAUGCGAUGCGACAUAUGCUAAAACUCGGUCAUAAAGAUCUCAAAGAUCAAUGUAAAUUGUAUGAAAAAGUGCUCAAACAAGAAGAUGAAGCAGAAAGUAGUGAUGAAAGUAUCGUUAAAAUGAGGAUGCAAACGACACCAUCGAUCGUUGCUGAUCGUAGAGCUGCAAUGCGUCGCCGACAUCAGGAAUCAUUGAUUCGGCAACAAGAACACUACAAUUUUCAUAAAAUCAACUCUGUAAAUAAUAAUAUUGGAAAAUUUGAAUUAUCCAUGAAAAAUGCUGGUGAUAAACUUAUCAAUGGUAUCAAUGGUACCUCGAAUGAUGCGAUCGAUGAUACACCAAAAGUGAUACCACCAUGGAGAAGGAAAUUUUCCGAAAUUGAAACACAGCCGAAAAAUAGUAAUACAAAUACAUCGGUAAAUGAGAUAAGGUCACAAUCACCAAUAAAACAAUCUUCAGUGACACCAAUGAAUUCGAUUGAAAAAAAAUUGGAGAAUAAUGAAAAUAUGGAACCUGAAGAGAAACCGGUCCGUGCACCGCCACCAUCAUUUCCUUCUACACUUUUUUCUCCAACUGAAAAUAAAACAAUGGAAUUUCCGGAAUCGAUUAAGAAAGAAUCCGAAAUAAUACCGGAGCCAAAAAGGAUAUCAUCACCUAAAGCAAAGGUAAUCGAAGAUGAUGAUGAUAGCGCAGCUGGUGGUAAUGCAUUUGCAGCACAAUUACGUCGUCGUGCGCUUAAACGAGAACAAAAUGCAGCAUUAUUUGAACCAAAACAAGAUGAAGCAGAAAUACAAUGGAAAAAGGCUGCUGAAAAUUUUAAAUCGAAACCGUUGAUUAUUAAUGAUUUGGAUUUUUCGGAAUUUCAUAAAGAUGAAUUUGAACAAGAUCCAUUGGUAAUGGCUCGAUUAGCAGCAAUUGCACAAGAGAAAGGUUUACUUUCAGGUGUUAACGCUAAUGGUAUUACGUCAGCAUCUGAAAGAGGUCCACCGCCGGCACCUCCAUUAUUGCCUGGUGCACCGGGAGCACCUCCACCGCCACCUUUUCUGCUUCCAAAUGGUAACCCGAAUCAGACAGGUCGUGAUCCAAGUCCAGUACCACCGGUAUCGAAAACAGGUACAUUAAAGUUACAUUGGAAACCUGCUCAAGCCGAACUACCACCUGUUCCAUCAUUGAGGAAUAAGGGAACAUUUUGGCAUAAACUUGAUUUACCACAAAUUGAUGCUAAAAAGUUGGUUCAAUUAUUCGAGCAAAAAACCAAAGAAAUUCCAGCUGUCAAGCGACUAAAUGGUGAACAUCGGGCACAAGUUCUUCAAGUGCUACCGUUAAAGCGAUCCCAAGCUAUUAAUAUCGGAUUAACAAAACUACCACCGAUAAGCGUUAUUCCAACCGCUAUCAUGAAAUUCGAUUCAUUGGUGCUGAAUAAAGAGGGUAUUGAAAAAAUCCUCACUACAAUGAUGCCAAAUCCAACUGAAAUUGAACAAAUCGAAUUGAAAGUUGCGGAACAUCCGGAUAUGCCGUUGGGUCAAGCGGAACAAUUUCUUCUUAGGCUUUCUCAAAUACCAUGCCUACUGGAAAGACUUAGGCUUUGGGUAUUUACGUUGGACUACAAAAAUUGUGAAAAAGAUAUAGCGGAACCAUUGAUGGAUUUACAAUUAGCGAUGAAAGAGGUUGAAGAAUCGAAAACAUUCCGGACUGCUAUGGGAAUGCUAUUGCUUAUUGGAAAUACAUUGAAUGGAACUAAUAUCAAAGGUUUUCAAUUGGAUUAUUUAAGUAAAGCAUCAGAAGUAAAGGAUCCGGUUUACAAACAUACGUUAAUAUAUCAUUUAGCUGAAUAUAUGAUUGAACAUUGUUCGGAUGGAACUGAUUUAUAUUCCGAAUUUGGUGCAGUUGCUCGUACAGCGAGGUUUGAUUACGAUGAAUUGGAAUCAAAUUUGAAGAAAUUGGAGCAUGAUUGUAAAGCAUCCUGGGGAUAUUUGGCUAAAAUUAGCAAAAAUGAUAGUUCAUCAUCGAUGAAACAAAAGAUAAAUGAUUAUUUGAAUGACGUGGCACAACGAAUUCAUCAACUUAAGGCUAUCUAUAGGAUUGCCUUUAAUAGAUGGCAUGCAUUUUUGCUCUUUUUUGGCUACAGUGUUAACGAAGUACCAACAUUAAAGCCAAUGGCUGUUUUUAAAAUGGUCAAUGAAUUUGCUCUUGAAUAUCGUACCACUCGGGAUAAAAUUUUGCAACAAAGAAAACGAUUAGCGGAUAAACGUGAACGAAAUAAAACACGGGGUAAAAUAUGGGCAUUAGAGAGUCAAAGCAGUAAGGAAGGUAUGGAAUUAAAUGGUAAUUUGAAACGUACACCGGUACAAAUGAAUGCUGAACAGCGACAUGAAGCGAUGUCACGUAUGCUAGCUGGUGGAAGUAACGAUGAUACGUUAAAAAGGACGAGAACAAAGCUUAUAGCGGAACGAUCGCCUGCUGACAUCAUUACAAGUCAAAGAGAAAUGUUGAGAUCAGUUGGACGAGUGAUGGAUUCGAAUAGUCCCGGGCGAGAGUCACCAGAUGAUGAAAUUCUUGAUGGCCUUGUAAAAGCAGCUACGAUUCAAACUGAACCACGUGAUCAUCGUCGUAGGGCUAGGCAAUUUAAUCGAAAAUCUUUGAGGCGUACUCGAACAUUAAAACUCGUUGAUGAUCAAUCAAAUAGCACAGUGACCACUGUUUGA